This is a messenger RNA of Eimeria necatrix, 1224 nucleotides long. RefSeq lists its product as hypothetical. NCBI's taxonomy places the organism in Eukaryota, Apicomplexa, Conoidasida, Eucoccidiorida, Eimeriidae. Bases 1 to 1224 code for a protein of 407 amino acids. The record is from RefSeq and is a predicted model, not a curated record. The transcript has 3 exons.
AUGGGGCCUCCUGGGCCCCUUAGGGGCCCUUUGGAGGCCCCCGAGGGGGCUACUGAGAGGUCACUGCUCGGUAGCUGCAGAGGCAAUUCUGUAAGGGCUAAAGGCAAAGCUGGGGGCCUCGCAAGAAAGCGUGCGGGGGUCCAGGAGGGCCCGGCGCCUCAUAGCAAGGCACUGAAAGCCUCCAGUGAUGUUCAGGCAGCAAGGCCUGCAGCAGCAGCAGCAGCAGCAGCAGCAGCAGCAGCAGCAGAAUUACCAGCAGCAGCAGCAGCGGCAACAUUACCAGCAGCAGCAGCGGCGACAUUACCAGCAGCAGCGCCGCCACCACCAUUAGCGGCAGCAGCAGCAGCAGCAGCAGCAGCAACUGCAGCAGCAGCAGCCGCAGCAGCAGCAGCAGCAGCAGCAAAAGGCAAAAGCCCACCGCAGGGGGUCCGGGCAGGGGUUGAGGCCCCUCUGGGGAAAGCCCUGCAGGCACUCGUCCACAUCUUCGCACUGGGGGGCCCCCUGGGAGGGGCCCCCCGAGGGGCCCCCCGAGGGUACGAAGCCCUCGGGGCAGCGGCAGACCCACUGGCCCGUGGGGGGGUCUCGCGCACACACGUAGUCGCCUGCGAGUGCCCACACGCAGCAGCAGCAGCAGCAGCAGCAGCAGCAGCAGCAGCAGCAGCAGGGAGUGGGGGCGCAGGGAGCGGGGGAGCGCGGGAGCAGCAGCGGGAGCAGCUGCGGCCGCAGCCGCAACGCCAACGAAAGCCGCGGGGGCUGCACCCCCAGCCCCAGCAGCAGCAGCAGCAGCAGCAGCAGCAGCAGCAGCAGCAGCAGCAGCAGCAGCAGGAGGCGGCGGACCUGUGCAGAUGCCCCAAGGCGCACUCGUCCACGUCUUGGCAGCUGCCGUCCUGGGAAAGCUCGAAGCCGGGCAGGCAGCUGCAGCAGCAGCAGCAGCAGCAGCAGCAGCAGCAGCAGCAGGGCGGCAGCAGCAGCAGCGGGAGGGGCAGCAGCGGCAGCAGAGCGGCGACGCAAACGGCAGCGGCAGAGCGGCAGGACAAGCGGCAGCAGCCGCAGCGGCAACAGCAGGACAAACAGCAGCAGCAGCAGCAGCAGCAGCAGCAGCAGCAGCAGCAGCAGCAGCACACGCAGCAGCAGCAGCAGCAGCAGCAGCAGCAGCAGCAGCAGCAGCAGCAGCAGCAGCAGCAGCAGCAGCAGCAAUUUGAGAGAGGUACUGGCAGAAGCUGA